Messenger RNA from Cottoperca gobio, 1864 nucleotides. RefSeq names its product transmembrane protein 47-like. The coding region runs from base 81 to 620 and encodes 179 amino acids. Gene Ontology annotation, biological process: cell-cell adhesion. Lineage: Eukaryota; Metazoa; Chordata; Actinopteri; Perciformes; Bovichtidae. Gene Ontology annotation, cellular component: cell-cell junction; membrane. The transcript has 3 exons. The record is from RefSeq and is a predicted model, not a curated record.
CACACGCACAAAAGCGUUGAAGGCUAUGGUGGGUGAAGACUCACGCGGACCUCCAGCGAGCUCAUUCCCACUGUGAGAAGAUGUCUGUGAACGAGGUGUAUGUGUUCCGGCCCUUCAAGCUCAUCGCGCUGCUCUGCAUCUUCCUCGCGCUGUGUUUGGACGUGGUGGCUCUGCUGAGCCCAGCCUGGGUCACUGCGGAGCAUUUCUCCCUGUCUCUGUGGGAGUCCUGCUCCCAGUCCGGGGCACGGCAUCCGACAGAGGAGGCUCAGUGGAGCUGCUUCUCCACCCUCACAUCUGACUGGCAGAUUGCCACCCUUGUCCUGCUGGUGGCCGGUGCCGUGGCAACUCUGUUGGCCUUUCUGGUGGCCCUGAUUUCCCUCUGCCGGGGGACACAGAGACGGCACUACCGCACCGUGGCUGUGCUCCUCUUCACUGCAGUGGUCCUGCAGGCCUGCGCUCUGGUCCUCUACCCGAUCAAGUUCAUCGACGGUACGGUUCUUCAGACCUAUCACGAGUUCAACUGGGGCUACGGGCUCGGCUGGGGGGCCACCAUCUUCAUGUUGGGUGGAGGGAUCCUCUUCUGCCUGCGGACGGACGUAUACGAGGAUGCGAUGUACUGAGUCCUUUCUCAAACCCCCCCCCCCCCCCCCCCCCCUCCCCCUCCCCUCUGCCGCUGGAAAUACACACAUAAACACACACACACACUCAGAAUUCCCAUACAGGAGGUGUGAUACUUGUUCAUGUGCAUGUGAGCACAGACCCCUGUCCCUCUCUCUUUCUCUCGCUCUCUCUGUUAUUUUUAGACAGGUUGUGAAGGCCUGAUUUAGGCCGCGGCUGUAUGAAUAGGAGCCCCACCACCCCUCCUCCCAUGCAGCCAGCGGGUCCCUCAGCCCUGCCGGUAUCAGGGAUGAGGUGGCAGAGCUGAAGCACAGAGAGCUUUCUGGACAAGCACGAGCCACCGAUGCUGGAUGUUUCCACCGCGUUUUGACCUGGAUCUCUAUUGUUAGAUAAGCGGGACAGUAGAGUCUCUGCACAAACCUGAAUGAGCAGUGACUGAACAUUUUAAACUUAUCUCCACAUUUCCUUUUUUAUUCUUUUUGUAGCAUUUCAUGAUGAUAAGCUUGUUGUUAAUGUAUUUAUGGCAUCCACUUUAUAAAUAUUGAAAGACGUGAUGAACUUGCCCCCGCCGUGUGUCCUACCUGAGACAUAUCUAGUGAUGCUAAGCCUUCUGAUAUUAGAAGUGUAAAUUAGAGCACUUCGAUAAAUACUAGAGCUCUCGAGUGUUUAUAGUUUGUUUGCAAACUCACACUAGUUUGUCUAAAAUGCAAAAUGUAAAUGUGUACAAAGUAUUUCUACAUGAAGGAGAAUCCAGAAUAAACAAUUGUAGUUUUGUGAGUGUUAGAAGUGUGAGUGUUAUGUUUGCAGUAACUUGUUUUCAUUACCACGCUGUGGCAUUCUGCAGUUUACGUGACACUCUAACACCAGCGCUUCACAAACUGACCUCUGACAGGACAUAAAGAGGGGGAGCAUCAGGGGUACCUCUCUUUUUUUAGGAGCAAACAGCAAUGAGACAAAAAUGCAAAACACUUUCAUUAUCCAGCGCACACAUUCCUCAGAGGAAGCCACCCCGUGGCUAUUUAAAGAGAUAUCCCCUGGUUGCUAGCUAGUUUAUGUGUGAAAAUAUAGCGCAUUGGUUGGAGCAUAAUGAGCAACAUAAAACAUUGUUUUGCGAACCUCGAGACACAUUUUUGCAGUUAAUCUUUACAACUGCUUUGUAGUUGUAUAUUUCAUAGUAUUAUCCAGGACACAUUUAUAACACUGCCCCAUUAUUUGCUUGUCGUGAAUAAAUGUGCUGAAAUUGAAA